CUUUCCUGUCCCACCUCCUCCUCCUCCUCACCCAUUCCCCCCUCCCCUUUUCUCCGCCGCCACGGCGCAGACCCCGCCCACAACACGAGUCACGUGCGCGGCACGCACCCUCCUUUGGGGCGGGCUCGGGCCGCGGAGUCCCGGGGGAGAAGGCUCGGGGCUGACUGGGCACUCGGCACGGGCCGGGACCUCGUCUCUGUGCUCCACGGCUUUGCCAUUCCACGGUAUGCAAGAUCACCCUGUGUGCCUUGUCGAGAUCUGUGACACUUCUGAUGAUUUUUGUCUCGAGACUGGGGUGAUUCUUGACCAUCUGGGCAGGCUGGAAUUGCGGCAGGCACGUCUGCCUCGGGUGGCUGUUUGCUGCUACAGAAGGAUCAGGAAGAAGGCUGGAGUGCUCACAUGGGGCUAGUGACCAGAAUGGAAUACAUCUGAGAGAUGAUGAAGUGUAGCAGCUGGACCAACAUGAAACUCUGUCUUGCAGAUGAAGAAGCUGGAGUACCGAGAGUGGAAGAACCUGCUGGAGAUCAUAAAAGCGAAUUUAGUUCAAUCAGGACUGCAAGCCGGUUCGUCUGACUACAAAGACUUUAGCCCUUUUCCAGGACACUCCCACUACUUCUUUGCCAGAAAAACAGCACACCUCAAACCCAAGGCUUGCUCUGUUGCCUAGGCUGAAGUGCAGUGGCAUGAUCACAGGUCACUGCAGCCUUGACCUCCCGGCUUGAGCCAUUCUCCCACCUUGGCCUCCCAAGCAGCUAAGACCACAGGAGCUUGGCGAUUCUUGAAAAAAUCAAGGCACUUGUGGAAAAAAAAAUUCAUUGCCUCAUCGAAGCCCUAAAUUAUCCUCUGGGAUAGAAUCAGUGCUUUUUCUCAUUUUCCAAGUGAGGAAACAGAGGCACAGAGAGGAGAGGCAGCAGCAUGGCGAGCGUCCUGUCUCGGCGCCUUGGAAAGCGAUCCCUCCUGGGAGCCCGGGUAUUGGGACCCAGUGCCUCGGAGGGGCCCUCGGCCGCCCCACCCUCAGAGCCGCUGCUAGAGGGGGCCGCUCCCCAGCCUUUCCUCGUGUCUGAUGACACCCCCUGCCAGGAGCAGCCCAAGGAAGUCCUCAAGGCUCCCAGCGCCUCAGGCCUUCAGCAGGUGGCCUUUCGGCCUGGGCAGAAGGUUUAUGUGUGGUACGGGGGUCAAGAGUGCCCAGGACUGGUGGAGCAGCACAGCUGGACGGAGGGUCAGGUGACCGUCUGGCUGCUGGAGCAGAAGCUGCAGGUCUGCUGCAGGGCGGAGGAGGUGUGGCUUGCGGAGCUGCCAGGCCCUUGUCCCCAGGCACCACCCCUGGAGCCCGGACCCCAGGCCCUGGCAUACAGGCCCGUCUCCAGGAACAUCGAUGUCCCAAAGAGGAAGUCGGAUGCAGUGGAAAUGGAUGAGAUGAUGGCGGCCAUGGUGCUGACGUCCCUGUCCUGCAGCCCUGUUGUUCAGAGUCCUCCCAGGGCUGAGGCUAACUUCUCUGCUUCUCGUACGGCCUGUGACCCGUGGAAGGAGAGCGGCGACGUCUCGGACAGCGGCAGCAGCACCACCAGCGGUCACUGGAGCGGGAGCAGUGGCGUCUCCACCCCCUCGCCCCCCCACCCCCAGGCCAGCCCCAAGUAUUUGGGGGAUGCCUUUGGUUCUCCCCAAACUGAUCAUGGCUUUGAGACAGAUCCUGACCCUUUCCUGUUGGACGAACCAGCUCCACGAAAAAGAAAGAACUCUGUGAAGGUGAUGUACAAGUGCCUGUGGCCAAACUGUGGCAAAGUGCUGCGCUCCAUUGUGGGCAUCAAAAGACACGUCAAAGCCCUCCACCUCGGGGACACGGUGGACUCUGACCAGUUCAAGCGGGAGGAGGAUUUCUACUACACAGAGGUGCAGAUGAAGGAGGAAUCCGCUGCUGCUGCUGCUGCUGCGGGGCCCCCUGUCCCUGGGACUCCCACCGCUGAGCCAGCUCCUGCUUCCAGCGUGACUGGCCUGCCCCUGUCCGCUCUUCCACCACCUCUGCACAAAGCCCAGUCCUCCGGCCCAGAACACCUUGGCUCGGAGUCCUCCCUGCCCUCAGGGGCUCUCAGCAAGUCAGCUCCUGGGUCCUUCUGGCACAUUCAGGCUGACCAUGCAUACCAGGCUCUGCCGUCCUUCCAGAUCCCCGUCUCGCCCCACAUCUACACCAGUGUCAGCUGGGCUGCUGCCCCUUCUGCUGCCUGCUCCCUCUCUCCGGUCCGGAGCCGGUCGCUAAGCUUCAGCGAGCCCCAGCCGCCAGCACCUGCAGUGAAAUCUCACCUGAUCGUCACUUCUCCACCCCGGGCCCAGAGCGGAGCCAGGAAAGCCCGAGGGGAGGCCAAGAAGUGCCGCAAGGUGUACGGCAUCGAGCACCGGGACCAGUGGUGCACGGCCUGCCGGUGGAAGAAGGCCUGCCAGCGCUUCCUGGACUGAGCUGGCCCGCGGCCUCUGCUCUGCUCCUGCGCUGCCGGCAGCCGCUGACAAGAAGCGGAGGGUCACCAGCUCUCGGCAGAUGCCGAAAGAGAAAGAACGGCAGCGCGGAGUUUGGGCUCUGUUGGCGAAGGUGUAACACUUAAAGCAAUUUUCUCCCAUUACAGGAACAGUUUAUUUUUUAAAAAAAGAAACAAAAAUAUUUUUUUCCCCUCUAAAGUAGGAGAGAGCCAAAACUGACCAAGGCUAUUCAGCAGUGAAGCAGUGACCAAAGAAUUAACUGCCCUCGUUUCCCACAGCCCCCGCUCUGGGGAUUAGCUCGUGCGUAGCAAGAGAAGGAACAGUUCGUUCUGCUUCCUGCUGAGUCCAUGAAUUCUUUGCUUUCUCAACUCUUCCAGAAAGGACUGUGAGCAAGAUGCAUUUACUUUUCUUAAAAAAAAACAAAAAAACGAGUUUCUGGCUGAUGGGUGACUCAGAGUGGGGGACUGCCUGGCCAGGGAGGCGGAAGAGGGGUUUGCUCUUCUCGGAGGGCGUCUCCUGCCCCCUGGCUGAGCACCCUGCACGGAAGUCAAAGGAAAGCCCCUUCUUGGUGACAGCGACUUAAAUCUGGGUUCCUUCAGACAUUGGGUUGCUCCCCAACAAUUAUUAAAUGGCUUCUUCUCAAAGCCCAGAGUAAGAGAUUUUUUAAAAGACUGUCGCCAAAUAGCUGAGCCAAAAGGCUGAUCAGAAUUCACUUUUUGGAACGUGGCAGUUAAACACUACCUUGAGAUUCUCUCCUCUUUCGUCGAGGAAGUCCGUGAGGGUUUGAGCGUCUGGAAACUCUGCUCUUACCUGGGGAAGCGCCCUCCUGCCGCCUCCCUCCGGUUGUGGAAGGGACACCUCAGAAAUGCUGUGUUUUCUUUUAUGAUGUAUUCAGAAGCCUUUGCUGGUUAAUGUUUCCUUUUAUUUGGGUGGCCGGGAGAGACCCAGAGAGGUUCUGGAGGUUCCUUUCGGUCUCCUGGCCCUGCCAGCAAUGUCCCCAUUGCUGUUUGCUGCCUGAAAGCAGGAUGAAGGCGGUCAAGGGGAGCCUUGCACCUGUGAGCUUCAGGAUGAGGAAAUGACGGGAGGGAGACGUGGGUUUGGAUCAGCGGCUGCUGGCAUUUCUGCCCGUGGUGUUUCUGGAGCCUGCAGGGAUUUAUGGGGGACUGGGCUGUGUGCCGGUCGAUGAGUGGAGCUGUGCUUGUGGAGAAGGUGGGAGGUCCAGGGAGCUUAGCGCCACACCGACCAGCCGUGCGUGGAGACAGAGGGAGCCAUACCUGGACCGCGGGGCAUGUUUCUGUUUUGGUGUCUCGCUUUCCUCCCAGCGUGACUUAUUUGGGGAUUCCUCAGGGCUUGCUGGAAUGUGACAGCCUGCUGCCCAGCUGCCUUGGGAACAAUUUCUGGCUCUAUGUCCCAGCUGUCAGGGACUCAGGGGAUCCUACCCAGCCACCUCUCCUGGGACACAGUGUCAGCAUCCACCCCUAGGUUGUCAUCGAGGCUGUCCUCCCAGUGCUGGGUGAAGAUAUCUGGACCACCAAGGCUCCCUUGGCCCUUCAUGUGGGAAAUAGACAUGUGCUUUUUAAGGUAAGACACUUUGAGUGUUAAGAAAUCUGUAGACCUGGCAAUAGGUGGGGAAGGGUGUAGUGCCCUAGGUUGGUGACAGAAGAGACAGGCACUUAAGCACAGGUGUCUUUGGUGACGGGGUGUAUUUUUAUAACUUAGUAAAAACAUGUAUGUGGAAUUCUGUCUCUUGGUAAAGCUCAAAGCCAGAACAGCCGAGUUGGCACAGGGUUCUCCUCCCUGUCCCUUCAACUUCCUUGAGCAUUAAGAGCUGGCAGUUGGUGAUGGCAUUUCUCGACACCCCUCACUUCCCAGGACCCCUCCCCCCCCAACCCGCUUCCAAUCCUCAUGGUGAGGUGGGGGAGCAUUCUUGACACGUGGGUACUUCAGUCAGGAGGGCCUCCCCCUCCCCUCUCCAUCAGUGUUCACUGCCAUCUCGUCUUUAGAAAGCUGUUUGAAUUCCCCCCAUCCCGUUUGGACCGUGUAGAUAUAACUGGAUAUACAGAUCUUUCUCUUUGUGAGGCCUUUGGUACACAGGGCAGGAGAGGAAGGAGGAGGAAAGGGAGGGAGCCAUCCGGAAGCCACGGUGGUUUUGCUUUGUUCUUGUUCUUUGGUUCUGGUGCUACCUUCUCCGCCCGAGCUCUCGCCCUCCCUCCUCCUCCUCAGCCGGCAGCCUCCUUGCUUCCCCUCUGCCCGCACUGCCAUCCCGUGGCUGUCUUGCUGGUUCUUCACACGUGCUCCUCUGUUCUCGGGGUUGCUCCAUUCAUGUCUUCUUGGAGGGUUGAGUCUGGCUGGGGAACCGACCCAGUGAUCACGCCUGUGCUCUUCAUCUUUAUCUCCCUCCUUGCCAGCCCGCCCGGGCAGUGGACGCUGAUGGAAGGAGGAUGGGCUUUUAGAAACGAACGGGACUGACUUUCAAAGCAGUUACCUUGGGAAACUGUUUAUUCCAGCGGUGUGACUUUCUUCAGAACAUUUCUUGGAAUCACCUUCAGAGUCUGGGGCUGUGUGUUGAGCAGCCGUAAGGAUGCCGGACGCUCUUUUAGUGCCCGGAGAGUCCAGCGAAUGACGUCUGUGGCCAGGUGAGGUCCCAGGUGCAAAGCAAAAGGACCAUUGAAAGUGAGAUAGCUUGGAUCGAAUCAUGUGACUUGUAAACUGGUUCAGAAAGCAAUUUUGUAAUUGCUUUCUGAAAAGCAAUUACAAAAAGAAAAAAAGUCAAAAAGGAAAAAAAAGAAAAAAGUAUUUUAAGCUGCGGCCACCCUGUCAUGAGUCUCUAGCUUGAGUCCUUUGAGAACGAUAUUCAUUCAGUUGUGGAGACUCUGAUGUGUUGGGAGAAAUCUGUCCUGUUGCUUUCUGGUCAUCCCAGGGGUUCUGACUUUACCAGGGGCAAAAAAAAAAAAAAAAAAAAAAAACAGGGAGAUAAAUCCCAUCUGUGAAUUUGUCUUAUUGGCGCCUUUUCCCUCAGCUGUCUUCCAAGUAUUAUUUUUACUGUUAAAAAAUUUUUUUAAAAAAUGUGAAAUGUAAUGGUUUUACAGCAACAAUAUGAAAUAUAUUUUAUAAGGAAUAAAAUGGUACCUUGUCUGAUUUAA
Messenger RNA from Callithrix jacchus (white-tufted-ear marmoset), 5612 nucleotides. RefSeq names its product zinc finger protein 395 (gene ZNF395). Gene Ontology annotation, molecular function: DNA-binding transcription factor activity; RNA polymerase II cis-regulatory region sequence-specific DNA binding. The record is from RefSeq and is a predicted model, not a curated record. NCBI's taxonomy places the organism in Eukaryota, Metazoa, Chordata, Mammalia, Primates, Cebidae. Gene Ontology annotation, cellular component: nucleus. Gene Ontology annotation, biological process: regulation of transcription by RNA polymerase II.